This is a messenger RNA of Fusarium coffeatum, 642 nucleotides long. RefSeq lists its product as uncharacterized. NCBI's taxonomy places the organism in Eukaryota, Fungi, Ascomycota, Sordariomycetes, Hypocreales, Nectriaceae. Bases 1 to 642 code for a protein of 213 amino acids. The transcript has a single exon. The record is from RefSeq and is a predicted model, not a curated record.
AUGGAAGACGAACAGAGGCACAACGUUCCCUCAGAAAACAACGACAGACACGACCGCGGUCGAGAUCCCUACCGAUCCCCAAAGCAUGACAAAUCCAGGGACUACCGAUCCAUGAGCCCAGGAGACGACUUCUACAAACGGAGAUACUUUGAUCUCCUUCGAGAGAAUGACAUGCUACGAGACGAAAACCGAAUGAUGCGGAAGAAACUGGCCGAGAACGGGCAAAAAAGCCACAGGCGACAUCGAUCGAGAAGCCCACGGGAACGGAAUCGCCCACGAAGCCCGGAUUCGUCCCACCGGACAGACGAUCGCUUGCGUUUGAGUGGACGUGACGACACGGCCAUCGAUACCACGGCCGCGACACUAAACUCCAAUACUAUGCGGAAGAGGCCAUCAGUUGGGAGUGCUAAGGAAAAUCCGAAGAAGCUGUGUGUUCAAGGCCGUGGCAGACCAGGCAGACCUCCCAAACGAAGCGGUCCUUCUCUACCAUCACAACAGGAGAAUACACAAACAGUCCAGGGCCCGCCAACACUCAACCAGCGGCUCUCCCGACGUGCUCCAGGGGUAACGGUAGCGAGCAAUGAACUUUCUGAUGUCGACGAUCCAGAAGACUGGUAUGUCUCACAGUUGAGUGAUCUGUAA